This is a messenger RNA of Eutrema salsugineum, 1975 nucleotides long. Its product is annotated as zinc finger CCHC domain-containing protein 8. Gene Ontology annotation, molecular function: RNA binding; zinc ion binding. The coding region runs from base 153 to 1772 and encodes 539 amino acids. The record is from RefSeq and is a predicted model, not a curated record. Gene Ontology annotation, cellular component: catalytic step 2 spliceosome. The transcript is spliced from 9 exons. NCBI's taxonomy places the organism in Eukaryota, Viridiplantae, Streptophyta, Magnoliopsida, Brassicales, Brassicaceae.
AAAAUAGCCUUCCUUUUAAAUCUCACAGAUCUAUCGCCAUUGUUGCUCUUCUUCACUUCUUAGCUUCUUUCAAACUCGCGUUGAGUAGGGUAUUUUUUUAUGGGGGUUAGUGAAAUUGUUUUAAGGAUAUAAGCUCGCAUCUCUGUUUAGAAAUGGAAGCUGAGGAUGUGCUUGACCUACCAGCUUCAAGCCAUUCUGGUUUCGAAGCACAGAAAAAUGGCCUUGAAUCUGGGAAUAAGUCACCUAAGGCUAAUCCUCUUGUACGUAAUGAGGUGAACAUGAUAAGGAAUCUAGGUAUGGAGAAAGAUUUGGAUCUUGUGGAAGAGAAUUUGAGAACUGUAACACAGCAGGUUAGUGACGUUGUUGAAACGGUGGCGGUAGAUGAGAAAUUGUGUAUCCCAAAGGAGACACUAAUUCACGGCGCCACUUUGGAUGUUAGUUCUAAAUCGGGUGUUAAAAGAGCCCGAACAUCGUCUGACGAACAGCAACCUACAGUCCAUGUUACUUAUAAGAAUUUAACUAGAGCUAGUAAGAAGAAGCUGGAAAGUUUAUUACAGCAAUGGUCAGAAUGGGAGGCAGAACACACUUCACUGGCUCAGGAUCAAGAACAAUCAUUACAAUCUGGUGAGGAGACAUAUUUUCCCGCCUUACGUGUUGGAUUGCAGAAGACUUCGUCUGUGUCAUUCUGGAUCGAUAACCAAACUGGUCCUAAGCCGUUAGAAGAGUUUGUUCUAGUGGAAAGUAGCACCACUCCUCUUUAUGACCGUAAAUUUUCACUCCGUUUGAAUUCAGCAGAUGGAUCAAAUAACUUGGAAGGGGGGUUGGAGAUUCCUGAUGAUCCUCCACGUUGCUUUAAUUGUGGCGGCUAUAGCCAUUCCUUGAGAGAAUGUCCAAAGCCUUUUGAUCGAGCAGCAGUUAAUAGUGCCCGGAAGCUUCAGAAAUCCAAACGAAAUCAGAAUAGUGGAUCCCGUCUACCAUCGAGAUAUUAUCAAAAACCUCAAAGUGGAAAGUAUGAUGGCUUGAAACCCGGCACGCUUGAUGCAGAGACACGCCAGCUUCUGAAUCUUGGGGAACUAGAUCCUCCUCCGUGGCUUAACAGAAUGCGAGAGAUUGGGUACCCUCCAGGAUACUUAGCUCCAGAAGAUGAUCAUUUAUCUGGAAUUACCAUAUUUGGAGAAGAGGUGGAGACGCAGGAGGAAAUGGAGAGCGAGGACGGGGAAAUCUUGGAAAGAACAACCCCUCCAGAACCACAGAUGAAAAAGACAGUUGAGUUCCCUGGAGUUAACGCGCCAUUACCGGAAAACGCAGAUGAGUGGCUUUGGGAAGCUGCACCUUCAUAUAGGAGCGGGAGAAGCAACAGCCGGUUGCAGCAAAGAUCAAGCAGAGGACAUGAUUACAGAGACGAUGGUCUGCUCGGGGUUGAGUCAUCUAGUUAUCCUCCAAGGUAUGGUAGUAGAAAUGAUUAUGGGUAUGGCUCAAAAGAUUUUAGAUCUAGAUCAAGAAGUCCAGGCAUUGAAAGAUCGCUAACCGAAAGAAGUAAGAGGGAUUAUUCUGCUCAUGAUAUUGAUUUUCGGGACAGAGACAGAAACAGAGACAGGAACAGAGACUGGGAUAGGGAUAGGGUCAGGGAUAGAGACAGGGAUAGGGACAGAGACUGGGACAGGGACAGAGACUGGGACAGGGACAGAGACUGGGACAGGGACAGAGACUUGGACAGGGACUGGGAUAGGGACGAUCGUGAUUGGUCUUAUAGAGUAAGCAACAGAAGAUGAAUGGUGAGAUUGUAGAGGUUUUAGGGUUUCAUUUUCUACUCUCUCUUUCGAUCUUUUUUCUACCUCUAAUUGAAUCUGUUGUUGUAUCAUGUCCAUGAAAGUGGAAACUUUUUCCUAUUCAGACUUUGGAUUUUAUACGUCUAGAUUUAGUUUGGGACAAGAUAUGAUUGAGACUUGUAUGAAUGGCUUUUUUUCUUUCCUCC